Spodoptera litura is the source of this 5727-nucleotide messenger RNA. RefSeq names its product glucosidase 2 subunit alpha (gene GCS2alpha). NCBI's taxonomy places the organism in Eukaryota, Metazoa, Arthropoda, Insecta, Lepidoptera, Noctuidae. The record is from RefSeq and is a predicted model, not a curated record. Gene Ontology annotation, molecular function: alpha-glucosidase activity; carbohydrate binding. Gene Ontology annotation, biological process: N-glycan processing; carbohydrate metabolic process.
CAUGGAUCUGUCAAAGUAAGAACGGAACAACGGGAUAUCUCCACGUAACGCGUGUGCGCGUUUCUAUAGUUUUCUCGCUUUAUUCAAUUAAAUAAUAUUAUUACGGCGGCGAUGAUUGUGUAGAAAAAUCCCCACAUAAUAGGAGUACACAUUUUAGACAUUACAUAUAAAGAUCCGGCCAGUAUGAAGAGUUGGGGUCUUCUUCUGGUCGCUGCUUUAGCGUUAAGUGGCAGUUAUGCAGUGGAUAGGAAUAAUUUUAAGACUUGCGACCAGUCUGGUUUUUGCAAGCGGUUGCGGGGUUUUAAGCCGGAAAAGUCGGAGUACACUCUUAAUUUAGACACUGUAUUAGUACACGGAAAUGUAUUAUCGGCCGAAGUUGACACUGUGGACACCUCGACCCAGGAAAGGAAGGUUUUGUGGCACUAUGCGAUGAGACUAUCAGCUCUGGUGGAUGGCACAUUCAGGGUGGAAAUAGACGAGGUGGAUCCUCUGUAUCCAAGGUACAGGACCCAGCUUGCACUCAACGGAGAACCCAAGGCUGAUGGCCUAAAACUGCUUUCAAACGAAAAUGGAAAGCUGACCCUCGCGAACAGUCAGGGACAUAAAGUGGUGAUUACAGCGGCACCACUGAAGAUAGAGUUCCUGAACCAGGCUGGAGACGUGGCAGUGGUGCUGAACGACAAUGCUCAGCUGGUCGUGGAACCGCUCCGAGUUAAAAAGGAAAGGAUUGAUGAUGAGGAUGGGAACGCUGUGGAAGUUGAGGAAGAAGGUACUUGGGGCGAGAGUUUCAAAUCCCACCACGACAGCAAGCCUCGUGGUAACGAAGCCGUGUCUCUGGACUUCAGCUUCCCAGACGCUGACAAUGUUUAUGGUAUUCCGGAGCAUACGGAUAAAUUCGCCCUCAAGACAACGACCUCUGGCGAGCCCUACCGUCUGUUCAACUUGGACGUGUUCGAGUAUGAACUGGACAGUCGCAUGGCUAUCUAUGGAGCCGUUCCUGUAUUGUAUUCUCAUGGCCCGAAGCACAGCGCAGGUGUGUUCUGGCACAACUCAGCUGAGACAUGGGUGGACAUUGUCAACUAUGCGGACAGUACCGUGGUCUCCUCGCUCGUUAACCUUGUCACUGGGGGACAGAAGCGCCGUGUUGAUGCCAGGUUCAUAAGUGAAUCGGGCAUAGUGGACGUGUUCGUGUUCCUGGGAGAAAAGCCAUCAGACGUGUUCCGUCAGUACGUCAUGUUGACUGGACCAGCGCCAUUGCCUCCUAAAUUUUCUUUAGCGUACCACCAAUGCCGUUGGAACUACGUGGACGAGGCGGACGUCAGGUCCGUCGACAAUGGGUUCGAUGAACAUGACAUACCUGCCGACGUCAUCUGGCUAGACAUCGAGUACACUGACAGGAAGAAGUACUUCACAUGGGACCCCCUAAAGUUCCCGAACCCCGCAGAGAUGAUCGCGAACCUGACAUCCAAGGGUCGGAAACUGGUCACCAUCAUAGACCCCCACGUCAAGAGAGAGGCAGGUUACUUCCUUCAUGAAGACGCUACUGAACUUGGAUACUAUGUUAAGGAUAAAGAUGGAAAGGAUUAUGAAGGUUGGUGUUGGCCUGGUUCCUCGUCAUACCUCGAUUUCUUCAACCCGGUUGUAAGCAAGUAUUACUCGGAGAGGUAUUCGUUCGAGAACUUCCCUGGGACCAGCAAGGAUGUACACAUUUGGAAUGAUAUGAACGAACCCAGUGUAUUCAACGGUCCAGAGAUCACGAUGCCGAAGGACUGUCGCCAUUACAAGCCGCCCCAGGACGGGAACGACGGACUCGCUGCCUACUGGGAACACAGACACGUGCACAACGAGUAUGGUCUGUGGAACAUCCGCGCGACCCACGAGGGCAUGUUGCAGCGCGCUGACAGCAAGUACAGGCCCUUCAUACUCACUCGCUCCGCCUUCGCUGGUACUCAGAGAUACGCGGCAGUAUGGACUGGCGACAACAUGGCGGAGUGGGGCUUCCUGGCAGUGAGUGUACCGAUGUGCCUGUCUCUGGCCUCGGCCGGUAUCAGCUUCUGCGGCUCCGAUGUAGGAGGGUUCUUCAAAUAUCCUGAGGCUGAGCUCAUGACGAGGUGGUAUCAGGCGGGAGCCUUCCAGCCCUUCUUCCGCGCGCACUCCCACAUCGAGACCAAGCGGCGCGAGCCCUGGCUCUACGACCCCGCCACCACCGCGCUACUGCGGGACGCCAACCGGAGGAGAUACGCGCUCAUUGACUUCUGGUACACGUUGUUCUACGAGCACUCAGUGGACGGGCUGCCCGUGAUGCGCGCGCUGUUCCAGGAGUACCCCAAGGAGGAGGACACAUACACCAUCGACGAUCAGUACCUGCUCGGAAACAAACUCCUAGUCCGUCCAGUAGUGGAGCCAGGAGUGAGCAAUGUGAAGGUGUACCUGCCCGGGUCCGCAACCCGCACCCUGUGGUACGACGUCGACACUUACCACGCAUACCCGGCCAAUGGAUACCUAACCUUCGAUGUUACGCUCUCUAAGGUGCCAGUGUUCCAGCGGGGCGGCGGUAUAGUCCUGCGCAAGGAGCGCGUGCGUCGCUCGUCCGCGCUGAUGGCCGACGACCCCUACACCAUCGUCGUCGCACUCGAUGCCAAUGGUACGUCAGAAGGCUCGCUGUACAUUGACGACGGUGAGACGUACGAGUACAGGAACAACAAGUACAUCUAUGCCAAACUGGCGUACGAGCCCAGCGCUAUGACUUAUUCCUUCGUAAACGAUAAAGCGAGCUACCCAACCCGAUCCUGGGUGGAGCGCAUAGUCAUCGCCGGUAUUAAGAACCCUCCUAAGACCGCCAAGCUGGUCCAAGGGGAGAAGCAGACAUCUCUACAGAUGACGCUGCACAAAGGGAACGACGUGCUCGUGGUCCGCAAGCCGGCCGCCAGUAUGGCGCAACCUUGGAAAAUCAUCUUUAGCUAUUAAGAUUUUAGGUAGAAAAUGGGUUGUUACUGCUAACCGGCUCGGUAAGAUACGUAUGUAUUGAUAUUUCGCUAAUAAUAUAAUAGAAAUCAGAUUAGUCGGUUUUCAAUCUUAUUGCCUUUGCUAUAAAGUCUAUAGUAGUUUGAUGUAGAUGUUUGUAGUUCUGUGUAAUAGAUUUUGAACCUUACCGUCUUUGGUGUGAAAUCGAAUGUCUCUUGUGGUUUCGCCGUUGAUUCAAAUUCUUCCACUACCAUAGAACUAUCCAUCACAAAAAGAUUUAUUCAAACCUUCAAAGAAAGAGCGAAUUUCUUUUUACGUGUUGCGGGUGUCCAUAGGCGACGUUGAUCGCUUACUAUCAGGUGAUCCGUCCGCUCGUUUGCCUCCUAUUCCAUUUAAAAAGUAGAAAUUUUUAAUAGCUUUGCUUCCUAUUUAAUAGAGCUUAUAGUAUCAAUACUACAUCAAAAACACUUAAAGAUAUAAUACCACAAACAGAUAUACAUAUGACAUUUUUAAAUUACAACUAUAGGUACUUUAUUCUCUCGUUCUCUAUAAAAUAUAGUCAUAAUAAUGUCUAAUCCGACGCCGGUAAGUUGUAACUGUAAAAAAAACUCAAAACAAUAGGUUAUUUAUUUUUUCGAGUAAAUAAUUCGAGUGUAAUGUACUACAACUAUACUAUGUAUUAGUAAAUUAAUAUUAGGACCUUGCCAGUCCUCUGUAAUUACCCGACUGUAUCAAAAGGAGGGCUAUGUGUUUCAAGUGAUAUGUUUAUAACAUUUUCUCGUUGGUUACUUAGUUGAAAUGUUAUAUUUUGACUGUAUUUUGAACUACUUACUUCUGCGUAGGUUCACCAGCUCUGCUCGGCUCCUUUUGAUCGUAGCGUUAAGUUUUGUAGCCUAUAGCCUUCCUUGUUAAAUGCACUAUCUAACACAAAACGAAUUUUUCAAAUCGGCCCAGUAGUUCUUGAGGUUAGCGCGUUCAUACAAACUCUUCAGUUUAAUAUAAUAGUAUAAGAUUUCUGGAUUGCUGCUUUUUUGUAGAAUUUUAAAACAUACUGCAUCAACUGAAUGUGCAAUUCUGUAUCUCAUGGGCGUUUCUACCAACCACCCCUACAACUUGUCUUAACUAAAAUUUACUUAACGGGACGUAUGCCGGAAUACUGAAACGCUACUCAAUUUUAAGUGACGCUUAAGUAUAGUUCCAUCUCCACAAAUUCUUUGUAAAAUGACAGAGAUGGCACGAUAUUUAAGCACGACUUAAAAUUAAGUAACGUUUCAGUAUUCCGGCAGUAGGCAGCAGUAGUUCUAAACUAACGUCUUAGGCUCUUGACAGACGGAGCGCAUUUCAACUGUAAACCAACGCAAAUUGCAGUUUGGUCAUGACUGCAAUAGAACUGCAAUCAGACACACGUUCAAUUGCAGUCGUGUCAACAGCGUUCAAACUGAAUCUGAACUGCAAUUUGCAGUCUGAUUGCAGUUGAAAUACGGUUCGUCUGUUUGUCACUUAUAGGUCGGUGAAAACCAAAAUAUCAGUAAAUGUCUCCUUUCUUUGCUAAGGGGUUCCUUUAAAUUUAGGGGUGGUUGUUGAAAACGUGCAUUAUUCUGUUAAAAGUUUAAACUGAUGAUUUUUAAAUACAGUCAAAAUUUAAUAAAAUUGUAUCAUUAAGACACUGUUUUAAGGAAUAGAAUGAACUGUGAUUGUCGUUUACGUACUCAAAAUAAAAGUACGUAAAUAAAAAUUGGUAAUUAAAUUAAUUAAUGUAUGAAGAAACAGUGUCGAAGUGAAUACAACUCUAUUAGGAAGCAGUAAGGACUAGAUUUCAGUGUAGGAACUCAGUGAUCAGUCAUUCUUGACAGUUACACAAACUCUAAAUUGACAACUGGUAUUUAUCAAAUCGAUGAGUAAAUUGAAACCUUCACGUAGGUGAAAUACGAUGUAAUUUCGUUUGUAUACAUAUUGCUACGAAAACGUUAACCUUAUUUCUUUAGAGAUUCUUCAAACAGAAAGAUGAUCAGUUUUUGAAAAUAAAAAGUCCUAUAUCGUGGGUGCAUUUACAAACAUACAACAAGUCCACGUACACGUGACACCCAGACCCGAAACAAUCUGUGGAUCACACAAAGAUUUGCUCCGUGUGGGAAUCGACGCUAGACGUUGCGGGGCAGCCCUUUGCCGCGCAACGUGUAGCUGGUAUCUUCGUCGUAGAAAUUGUCAGUCCUUCGGGGGCCUCUGGGCACGGGCUCAGAGUGGCUUUACGGUACAGCCGGUACUGAGUAUAAUGAUAUAAUUUCUUAGAUUCUUUUCACCUUUAAAUCCUAGUCACACAAACAUACAUUUUUGAAGAUAUUUCUAUAAUAUGGAACGGUGUGUAGCAUGUGUAUUAUAUUCGAAAGACAUAUAUAACGUUUGUGUAACGUAACUCCAAAUAGUUGUAAUCAUUAGUACAUCUAGCAUAUGAUUAUCGCUCCGUAAGAUUAUAAGUACCUAAUUACGAUUUUUUAAUAAAAUAAUACAACUUAAAUUGUAUUUUACUCAGCAUUAAAAAUACUGGAAAGUAUUUCUCUCUGUAUUUUAUUAUCUAGAACAAAAAAAUGUGUAAUUUUUUUAUAGUCUGUGACCAGUAUGUAUUAUUCCAUGUUGUAGAUAAAAAAUCAAAUUGAACUAUAUGUAUUGUCUGUGGUUUAAUGAAAACUGUUUGCAAAUCUGUAACGGGUAAGGUAAUAAAGAAUUUUAUUGUAUGUAUGUGAUAAUAAAAUACAUUUUAAUUAA